Molecule: messenger RNA, 2056 nt
Organism: Leguminivora glycinivorella
Lineage: Eukaryota; Metazoa; Arthropoda; Insecta; Lepidoptera; Tortricidae
Product: juvenile hormone esterase-like
Exons: 3
Coding region: 299-1930 (543 amino acids)
Source: RefSeq, a predicted model, not a curated record
AUGACCGUCCGUUCAAAGUCUCUGUUUAUUAUACUCAAGAAUAAUUAUCAAAUGUCGACUGACUUAACGAUAUAUGUUAAUGUAAUCAGGACGAAAGUAUUCAAUGCAAAUAUUAGCACUGAAUAUGCAUAUAUUAACGUUUUCGUAGUAUCACUAUAACUUUGACCGUUGUUGGUUCAACUGUGUCUUAAGAAAUAAUUUCGAUAUUUACAAACAAGUUAUAAUAAAUAAAAUAAAUAUUAGGUAUAUUUAUGUAAAUUUAGAGAACAAUAUUAACAAAUAGAGGUUUAUAAUAAAAAUGGUAAAAGUGAGUGUAAAUGAAGGCAUUUUAGAGGGUACUCAUGAGAGAAAUGAAUAUGGUGGUUCUUUUUAUAGUUUCAAGGGAAUACCGUAUGCUGAGCCGCCAUUGGGAGACUUGAGGUUCAAGGCGCCAAAACCACCAAAACCAUGGACAGGCGUUCGAAGCGCAAAAGAUUUUGGUCCAAUCUGCUACCAAAUGAACCCUAUAACCAAAACUCCCUGGGGAAGCGAGGACUGUCUCUAUCUCAACAUUUUCACUCCAAAUAUAAAGCCAGAAAAACCUCUGCCAGUCAUGUUUUACAUCCACGGAGGAAGUUUUGCCAUCGGAGGCAGUAACGAUGACAUGUACGGACCAGAAUUCCUCGUUAGACAUGAUGUUGUCUUAGUCACAAUUAACUACAGACUGGAAGUCUUAGGUUUUCUUGGCCUUGAUUCUGAAGACGCGCCUGGCAAUGCUGGGAUGAAAGACCAAGUACAAGCUAUGAGAUGGGUCAGGAAAAAUAUUAGCGCUUUCGGAGGGGAUCCCGAAAAUAUCACCAUAUUUGGAAACAGCGCUGGUGGAGUAUGUGUGUCUUUUCAUUUGAUGUCCCCAAUGACUAAAGGACUGUUCCGCAGAGCGAUCAUGCAAAGCGGAACUUGCACUUGCUUCUGGUCGAUGCCGUUCGAACCACGAGAAGUAGUCUUAACUUUGGCAAGACAGUUGGGUUGCCAUUCAUCAGAUAACAAAGUAUUGUAUGAAUUCUUCAAAGUCCAACCAGUUGAUUCCCUGAUAAAUUUACAAAUACCAACAACAAUGGCGAUCAAAGCUAAGAAUUCUUCAGAAAUAUAUUUCGCAGUUGUAAGCGAGAAGAAUUUCGACAAUAUCGAAAGGUAUUGGAGUGGGAAUUCAUAUGACGGAAUCCGAGGAGGGAUACAUGAAGGAGUCGAAGUGAUGAACGGCUACGUUGAGGACGAAGGAAUAAUGACUGCUAUCAUGACUUGUAGAAACGACUUUACCGUAUUAAUGCCUAGAUUCAACCAAUUUCUAGAAGAAUACGUCCCUAGACCAAUCACUUGGCACUGUACGCUAGUAGACCAAUUCGAAGUUGGACGGAAAAUCAAACAGUUUUAUUUUCAGAACAAGAAAAUGACUUUUGAUGUUAUAAAUGAACUAGUAAGAAUGUUUUCAAUGGCUGCAAUGAUUUACGAUAUUAUUCAAUGGCAGAAAAUAUGCGCUGGAUCUAGUUCCAACAAGUUAUACUUUUACCGGUUUACUUGUAAAUCGGAGAGGAAUAUAAUGGCGAACAUGUUUGGGUUCUGGAAGAUAGUGGGGGACAAGAAGACGACAUGUCACGUGGACGACCUGGCGUAUCUGUUCCCGUGCAAGGGGCGGAUUAAGAGGACAGAGCCGGGGACUAAGACGUUCCAAAUGAUUGAUAAUGUUACUAAAUUGUGGACUAACUUUGCUAAAUUUGGAAACCCGACCCCGGAUGACAGCCUAGGAGUCAAGUGGUCACCAUUCACUUUGGACAAGCAAAACUACUUGGACAUUGGCGAGAAACUGCAACCAUGCGUCAAUCCUGAACCGGACCAUCUCCAGUUCUGGGAAGACCUUUACAAACGCUAUUUACCUCAGCGAUCGCAUAUAUGAAUGAUGAAAAUGUGAUAGAUAAACGUUUCCGCUAUCAGUCAAAUUAUAUAUAUCAUACAGAUAUCAGUGCAUUUUUUUUUUAAUAAAGAAAUUUAUUCAAUAAAUAAAAAGUUUCUAGUAUGUACA